Gorilla gorilla gorilla (western lowland gorilla) is the source of this 473-nucleotide messenger RNA. RefSeq lists its product as uncharacterized. Gene Ontology annotation, molecular function: nucleic acid binding; zinc ion binding. NCBI's taxonomy places the organism in Eukaryota, Metazoa, Chordata, Mammalia, Primates, Hominidae. The transcript is spliced from 2 exons. The record is from RefSeq and is a predicted model, not a curated record. The coding region runs from base 112 to 399 and encodes 95 amino acids.
UCUUCACAGGGACGCGUAUGAAAUUUGGUGCCGUGACUCGGAUCGGGGGACCUCCCUUGGGAGAUCAAUCCCCUGUCCUCCUGCUCUUUGCUCCUUGAGAAAGAUCCACCUAUGACCUCAGGUCCUCAGACCGACCAGCCCAAGAAACAUCUCACCAAUUUCAAAUCUGAACCUCCUCCCCCAGGAGCUUGCUACAAGUGCCAGAAAUCUGACCACCAGGCCAAGGAAUGCCCGCAGCCCAGGAUUCCUCCUAAGCCGUGUCCCAUCUGUGCGGUACCCCACUGGAAAUCGGACUGUUCAACUCACCUGGCAGCCACUCCCAGAGCCCCUGGAACUCUGGCCCAAGGCUCUCUGACUGACUCCUUCCCAGAUCUUCUCGGCUUAGCGGCUGAAGACUGACGCUGCCCGAUCGCCUCGGAAGCCCCCUAGACCAUCACAGACACCGAGCUUCGGGUAACUCUCACAGUGGAAGG